AUGAGCGGCCGCAGCCAGGGCCGAGCACGGCGUUCGAAGUCAGUCAGGCACUUGACCUCGGAAGACUACACUGCUGGUCAAGCGGGCUCGAUGAUUGUAGCCAGAUAUCCUCCUCAUGGCGGGCCAGAACCAGUUCUCUGGCAGGUGGAUCGCACCCGGUGCCCGCAUCUGGAGCCCUUGCUUGGAGGAGGCUCCUUCUGUUUGGUCUCUGGUGCCGGGCAUCUGACGAUUCAAAAAGGAGAGCACAUCGAGGAGCUUCAGCUCAAUGCCGAUCAGCACGAGGUCCAUGUGUUGCAGUCAGGUGCAUUUUAUGAAGUGGUCCCUGCGCCGGAGAUGGAGGUCUUGAGCCUGUCAGCCUCGCCCUCGAUCCAGCACAACAUGCGAAUCUUCAGCCUCUUCAAAGAGGAGAUGGUUGUGGUGGGCGAGGCGGAAUCGCUACUAGUCCUUUAUGGUGUACUUGGGACCUCUACUGCAUAUUUCCCACGUUUAUUGAAGCUUGGGCAGCAGAUGUGUCUUUGCCCCGACUGCCGUGCCGAUGGUGGUGGUGACGGGUUUAAGUUGAGAGAAGGGGAAACCUUAAUGAUGCACCCUGGCGACAGUAUCGGCGUCGUGGCGGUUGAUGGCCCUGCCAAGCUGGUUGCGAUCUCGAUUUGGACGAGGCAGAAGCCCAAUCCUCGGCUCUGA
This is a messenger RNA of Durusdinium trenchii, 684 nucleotides long. Lineage: Eukaryota; Dinophyceae; Suessiales; Symbiodiniaceae. The record is from the annotation of a GenBank genome assembly.